Molecule: messenger RNA, 1221 nt
Organism: Paramecium tetraurelia
Lineage: Eukaryota; Ciliophora; Oligohymenophorea; Peniculida; Parameciidae
Exons: 1
Source: RefSeq, a predicted model, not a curated record
AUGUUUUAACCAAAAUCAAUGAAAUUCACACCUCACAAUUCGAUUGCAGGAAAUGAAAAUGUUAACUCUUUAAACAAAUCCAAACCUAUUAAGAAUAUGUGUUGUAUGAAUCACCCUUAAAAAACUGCUAAAUAUUGUAUGGCAAAGGAUCUUUCAGUGUCAUUGUGUUCCAAAUGUGCUAUUAAUAUGGCAGGCAAAGGUUUUGUCGUUGAAGAAAUAAAUGGAUUUGAAGAACGACAAAGGAGGGAUGUAAUCGAUAGGUUUCUGAAUCUGGUUAAUAGAAACCUUUCUUAAUAUGAUAAAGCAUUGUCAGGGUUAUUAACUAAAAAGUAGGACAUUACAAAAUACUUCGAAUAAUAGGUAGACAAAGUAAUCAGAUUUCAUUAAUUGGUUACCUAGUAACUGUCUGAAGAGAAAGACAAAUUAAUUCAACAAUUAACUUAAAAUUUUAAAUAGACCUCUUUAACGUAUGAAGAAACUAUAAAGACACUCCAAAAUUCAAAGUAGGAAAGCAUUGGAAUGAAAAAUGAUGUGCAAUAGAAUUUAGAUCGUAUUGUCAAACAAAUUGCGUAAGAGCCAUUUAAUGAAAUAAUGAAUUGUUACCAUAAGACAGUAGAGAAGUAUGUCUCAGACAUUGAAGAUCUACAAAGAAAACCUAUUGAAGUCAUCAAAAUAACCUUGAAUGAACCAUAUAAAAUAAAUGAAUUCGUCACUGUAGGUUUACAAAAAACAUCUUUAAUAAAGAAAAAUUUAUCUGAGAUUGGAUUAAGAACCAUAACUAAUGAGGAUGUGUAUGAAAGCAUUGCAAAGAGAGACUCUGUUAAUUAUUAAAAAACCUCAAAAACGUUAUCAUCAUUGCCUCGAACCCCCAAAACUGAAAGUUCUCCUUUUAAAUCAGUUCCUGUCACUAACAUCGAUCUAUAUCAUACACCUGAGUAACAACAGCUAAAGACAUUUAAGUCUUAAACAAGUCUCUAAUAAGCAAAGAUGCAAUUGGCUUAGGUUCAAGAGAAUAUUGAAUAAAAUUAUGAGGAAGGCCAUUCUUAGAUGAUCGAAAGAGAUGAUGUUGAAAAUUCCUAUUAAAUGAUGAUUGCAGAGUCAGUUUCCGAUAGCGAAGACUUUAUUGAUCAACUGAAUUUAAUACAAUCACUUACUGUUGGCUAAAAUGGACACUUAAAUUCACUUAAAAUGUACAGUUCACCUCAAUUCAAGAAUCGAUGA